This is a messenger RNA of Serinus canaria (Common canary), 4985 nucleotides long. It is a transcript of the gene STAM2, whose product is annotated as signal transducing adaptor molecule 2. The transcript is spliced from 14 exons. Gene Ontology annotation, biological process: signal transduction. The record is from RefSeq and is a predicted model, not a curated record. Lineage: Eukaryota; Metazoa; Chordata; Aves; Passeriformes; Fringillidae. Gene Ontology annotation, molecular function: phosphatidylinositol binding; ubiquitin binding. The coding region runs from base 1059 to 2522 and encodes 487 amino acids. Gene Ontology annotation, cellular component: endocytic vesicle.
GAGCCUUGGAAUGUGCCUGGACACAGCUGCACAUCCCAGGAUAACCCUCUGGAGCUCUGGGGGAGUGUGGCUGCUUUGGUUGGACAGGAACCCUCAAAACUUCUGGAACCUUCACGUUUCCUGUCUGGAUCCGUUCAGACUCCACGUGCACUCGCUGUUUUCCCAGCUCUGUCCUUGCUCUUCCAUUCCCUUCGUCCCUGGAGCAGCCUCCUUCCCUUUGGUGUUUGUUUUCCUGCCCUUCUCUCCGGGCUGGGGAGGGCUCCAGGAGCAGGAGGUGUUUGCUGGUGCUUGGAGUGGCUCCAGGGCUUGGUGACAGGGGGGGAGGACAUCCCCUGGUCCCUGGCUGGUGUGGGAAUGAUCAGGGAUGAUCCUGACGAUUUUCCCUCAGUGCAGAGCUCCUUUCCUGCUUCCCCUCAGCUCCUUUUCCAUUCCCUCAGUUUCCAGCUCCUUUCCUGGAAGAGCUGUGGCAGUGCUUUGGGGCUGGAGCUCUCCAAGCAUUUCUCCUUUUGGCAGUGGGAGCAGCAAACAAUCCCCAGCCCCUUCCCAGCUGCUCCUGUGAGUGCUCUCCCCUCUCCUGGGCUGGCAGCAUUCCCUGGAGCCACACAGCAGCUCAGGGAGCCCACCCAGGGAAAAGCCAUUCCUUGCCCUUGGAAUUCUUUAUCAAAGCACCCCAAGCAGCACAUUUUGCUUUUAUCAUUAUUUCCAUAAAAGCCAGCUCAGGUCUAAUGUUCCUUCAUUAACUGGGGGGCUGCAGAGGACAAGUCAUUCCGUGUUUUUAAAGGUUAUGUUCCCUCUGUGCUGAAAAACUCCUGGAAACUGCAUCCUCCCACAUCUGUUUCUGCUCUGUCUCAGCAUCUGUGAGGGAGUUAUCCUUCAGAAUUGUUCCUGAAUUUAGGGAAGGAGAACAGCAGCUGCUGCUCAGUUUGUCAUGCUGGCAGGGAGGGAAAGUUCCAGAUCGCUGAGAGUUGGGGAAGGACAGAGCUGGGAUCCCACGGCUGCUCCCAGCACAGGAAAAAGCCACAAAUGAAUACAACACCAGCGAGGACUGGGGGCUUAUCAUGGAUAUUUGUGACAAGGUUGGGAGCACUCCCAAUGGAGCCAAGGAUUGCCUUAAAGCCAUCAUGAAGAGAAUGAAUCACAAAGUUCCCCACGUGGCUUUGCAAGCUCUCACAUUGUGUUUCUGCUGUCAGCUUUUAGGAGCCUGUGUGUCAAACUGUGGGAAGAUAUUCCACUUGGAGGUGUGUUCCCGGGAUUUUGCCACUGAAGCUCGAGCCAUAAUAAACAAGGCUCACCCAAAAGUGAGUGAAAAGCUAAAAACCCUCAUGGUGGAGUGGUCAGAAGAAUUCCAGAAGGACCCACAGUGUAGUUUGAUAUCUGCAACCAUCAAAUCCCUGAAGGAAGAAGGGGUCACUUUUCCUGCAGCAGGAUCCCAGGCUUCCACCAGUGCUGCUAAGAAUGGCUCCUCAUCCAGUAAAUCCAAAGAAGAUGAGGAUAUAGCUAAAGCUAUUGAAUUGUCUUUGCAAGAGCAGAAGCAGCAGCAGAUGGAGACCAAAUCCUUGUACCCACCUGCAGAAAUGCCCCAAAACCCCCAGAGCCUGAGGAAGGUGCGAGCUCUCUAUGACUUUGAAGCUGUCGAGGACAAUGAGCUCACCUUUAAAAGUGGAGAAAUUAUUUUUGUUUUGGAUGACAGUGAUGCCAACUGGUGGAAGGGGGAGAACCACAGAGGAGUGGGGCUGUUCCCGUCCAAUUUCGUCACCUCCGACUUGUCUGUGGAGCCCGAGGCAGCAGCUGUGGAUAAAAUCUCUGUUCCUGAGGACACUGCAGAAGAAAUUAAGAAAGCAGAACCUGAGCCAGUUUAUAUUGAUGAGGAUAAGAUGGAUAAAACUCUGCAGGUGCUUCAGAGCAUAGAUCCCACGGAUUUAAAGCUUGAUUCUCCAGAUCUUCUCAACUCAGAAGAUAUCUGCCAACAGAUGGGUCCAAUGAUAGAUGAAAAACUAGAAGAGAUAGAUAGGAAACAUUCCGAGUUAUCCGAGCUGAACGUGAAGGUUCUGGAAGCUCUGGAGCUCUACAACAAACUGAUGAAUGAGAGCCCCAUGUACUCAGCCUACUCCAAGCUCCAGCACCCUGCACAAUUCCCACCCACCUCCUCUGGAGUCUCUGUGCAGUCGUAUCCUGUGCAGCCUCCCAGCGGGAAUUACAUGAUCCAGGGGGUGUCCAUGUCCCCAGGGUACAGCCUGGCCCCGGAGCAGGUGGGCCAGGUGAGGUCUCUGCCUCAGAGCAUCAACUCUGCAGCCACUCAGCCACCUCCAGCUGCUUAUUUAAGCCCCGGCCCCGAGCCCGCGCUGCCGCAGCCCUUCCCGAGUGUCCCCAGCGUCACCGCCGCCUUCCCCCAGCACCAGAUGGGCGUGGCCGUGGACGUGGCAGCGUUCCAGAGCAACCAAGCACCAGGUUAUCCCGUGGCACUUCCUGCUCAUUCCCUGCUCCAGCAGCAGCCAAAUUUCCAUCAGCAGCCUCUGCUGUGAACAGCCGGGACGGAGGAGUUCCAGGCCGGCGGUCUUUGGGAGUCCCUGCCGUGGAUGUCAAAGUCCAUCUUCCUCUCAACUAGCCCAGCUCGCUGCGUUAGGGUGGUGCAAAGUAAAAAUAGGCACCAGCUCUGAUGGUUAUUUGCAUUUUUGCAUCCUGAACUAGAUUAGGGGAUGGUUUAAAAUAAUUCCCCAUUCCUCCGAGUCCCUUUUUUUUUCCUCUUUCCCUGCGCUUUCAGGAAACGUCACUUGUGAAUCUUUGAAAGAUUGUCCCAAAAUAAUUCUCUUUGCAAUGUGUUUCUGGAAGCUUGAGGAUGCCGAGAUGCUGUUGCUUUGCCUCCUCUGGUGUCUUCUGUAAUCCUUCUGUCCCAGUGGCUUUAGGGAACCUCUGCACUUGGGAGUCCCCUUCCUGAAGGACGCGCCGCGCAAUCCGAGGGGUCCCUGGCUCCAGCUGGAAGAGGAAACUCUGCCCCUCAGGACCACAUCCCUGUGGAAAUAGGAGAAAAAGAGGGGUUUCACAAUGCUGCCUCUGUGUUUUGGAAAACACAGAGAAUUGCAGUGUUUUUUCUUGAGGAAAACAAGUUUUCCUCCAAUUCCCCAGUGGCACUGCCAGCACGAGGAAGAGCAGGCAGGGGAUGCUCCAGGUGGAUCCAAGGUGCUGAGCCAGGAACUCACAGGAUCUCUCUUCAGUUCCCCUUUCUGGAUGGAUGUAGAAGUGAAGGAGCAUUGGAAUUCCUGUGGGAAAGGAGGGGCUGGAGAACGUUUGAAGCUGCUGAAGCCUCUGAGGAUCUGUUCCCUUUGCAAGGGGAGCUGAGUGGAACAGGAACUGUCCUGAUGGGACCAGGGGGUUCUGCCUCUCUUGGAUUUCCUUUCUCUGCCACUGUGUCCAUGUCUAAACUGCCCUGAGCCCAGAGGAGCUCCUGCACCACUGGGAAAGGGGGGUUUGAGGCCAUCCCAUGUGCUGGAAGGUGGGAUUGGGCUCCUGUGCACAGGAAAUCCAGAGCCUUUCCCUGGGGGAGGGAUUGCCUCAGAGCUGGCCAUGAGUGGCAGCUGGGGAGAAAAGGAAUCCAAGAAUUUCUUCCCUGAUGCACUUUUUGUAGGGUGGGGUUUGUCCAAGGGAGCACAUGAGCUGGAUUAUCCUUUCGGAAUGUGGGAUUUCUUUCUUUUUCUUCUUUCAGCUGCUGAACAAAAAAAUCACUUCAUCCUCCUCCUGCUCACUGGAGCAUGGUCACAUUUAUCCUGCUUUUAACCACCUCUGCUGAGUGAUAAUCCUUGGUUUGGGGAAAUAAUGGAAGCAAAUUAGUGAUAAAAACAUUUCCAUUAAAUGCAGGAAGCUCCCAGAUGUCUAAAUAAGCAUUUUUAAUGUACAAACUUCAUCCCAGAUUGGAACUCCCAGGCUGCUGAGGGACAAAACCCACCCUUUGCUCAGCACCUCCUUUUAUUUAAUUAUUUGCUAUCUUGACCUUAUAUUUGCAGCCUCAUGCUCAUGCAAAAAGUGCUCUUUAAAUCACUUUUUAUUUAAAUGUGUGCAAUUGGAAGGAGGAUUUUAUCUUUCCUUUGGACAUGACUUUAAUUUGUCUUGAUCCUUUCCCUGGAAGUGGCUCAGUACAAAUAACACACGUGGCAAUACUGAAGUGUUUUGAUAACUUGUUCCUUGUGUCUCUUGAGGAAAUGAAUUUAUUUCAAUGCUGCUGUUCCAAAUCCUUAUUGUUUGGAGCUUUUAUUUGUCAGAGUUUACUUUGUUCCAAGUUGGUUUGGGGUAGAACUGAACCUUGCUCUUGUUGCUAUGAAUUCUCCAUGUUUGUUAGAAAAUUUAAAUUGGUGUUUUUUUGGGAUUCUGAGCUUUGGGCCAAGAGAGAUCUUCAAUUGAGCCAGCCAGAUGUGAUUUGAUGAUGUUAAUUGUUAAGUAUAAAUAAUGUAUAUACUCAUUUGUCUGAGAUUUUCUACACAGCUCCACACAUGCCUGAACUUUUAUAAAAGCAGGAUUUGUCCUUCUGUCACCUCUUCUACUCCUAACUCUGUGAUAUGCAACUUGUAGAUAGUGUAAAAUAAUUUAAUUAUUAUUAAAGCAGUGUAUUUAGAGGGGGUUGGUGUUUCUCUUCAUACUUCUAGACAUGAUCAUAUUUAUUUUUAAGGCCUGAUUGUAACUGAACAUGCUGCCAAAGGAUUUCUCUAACUCCAGAUUUCUACCUUAGGUUUCUACCUGCUGUUUUCUAUCAGGAAUUCAGGGUGGAGAACUCCUGCUUUUUCAUAUAAACCCUUAACAUAGGAACCUUUCUAAUGAGACUUUCCAUGUGGUAUGUUUGUUUCAUGGGUGUUCAGUGUCACUAUCAGAUCCAUUUCCUUUGGUGUGAGCUGGGGACCUGUUGUGUCUGUUCAGUUUGUCACCCCAGAGUGCUCUGAGGGUUUGUCUCUCCAAUUGGCUCCAGAAAUAAUGUUAAAAAUCAGAUUAUUGAAACCUUC